CCUACGGUGUAGUGUGACCCGAGCGGUGACGCGAACCCCAGAGGAAGAUCGAAAUUUCUGGCGGCUCUUCCCUCUUAACUUGCGACAAACGAAAACCCAAACCAUCAAAAUCCACUCUCAUUCCUUUUUCCCUUUCCUCACAAAAAGAAACACACCCGAGAAAUCGAGAAGAAGAAGAAGAAUGGUGCUAUGGGAGAUCACAUUGGGAACCGCCUAUUUCCUGGGUCUUAGACGAACCUAUAGACUCGCCCUGAGGAUGCAGCGCCGCAUCAUCAGCCCGAAGCACCCCAAGAUCCGUCAAUUUGCUCACAGGCGAACGCGUGCCGUUUUUGACGCCGCGGUGAGUGUUCACAAGAACAUACAGCAAAGAGACAUAGACUUGGGUCGGAACCUUGGGAACUGGAUCCUGCGUUGGCUUGAUCGGAUGAAACCUUCAGCUAAUAUUCGAGGUUCGUCUGAGCAACUCAAACACUUUAAAAAUGGUGCUAGCUCGGGCAUGAGCAUGACAAAGCAGGUAAACUCAUCCCACCUGAAAACUCCAGGUAGCACCCAGAUCAGAAAGCAGGAAUCUGAUAGGCAUAUGUUUUCAUCUAUGACAAAUGCGCUGCCCAAAACCCUCCCUUCGAUUUCCAUGAUGAUGAGAGCAAGACAGACUUCUGGGACUAUGACCCAGUAUAGGAACUUAUUCACUAACAGACCUGAAGCAUUGAGGUCGGAUUACACCCGAGGUGGCUUUGGGGGAAUUAUACGUAAGGAUAUAAUGCAGUGGAUGCAGCAAAAUUGAUAGCAAAAGAUUGUAUUCCAUUUGUGUUCUAGAGCCAAACAAUCUUGGGAUUGAAUUACAGGAGCAGAUAGGUUUUGAGGAUGUGUUUGGAUGUAAUACAGUUCCUCUGAAGCUUUUCAAAAUCCGCUUCAAGAUAUUUUUUUUUUUUUUUUUUUUUGUUGCAUUUGUUUCUUUUUGGGAAGUUGUUGUUGCCUGUGACAUCAGAUGAUUUUGUAAAUUAAAUAAAUGGGAGGAUCGAAGUCUGAUUGUUA
This is a messenger RNA of Rosa rugosa (rugosa rose), 1035 nucleotides long. RefSeq lists its product as uncharacterized. The transcript has 2 exons. Bases 182 to 784 code for a protein of 200 amino acids. Lineage: Eukaryota; Viridiplantae; Streptophyta; Magnoliopsida; Rosales; Rosaceae. The record is from RefSeq and is a predicted model, not a curated record.